Chelonia mydas (Green sea turtle) is the source of this 3906-nucleotide messenger RNA. It is a transcript of the gene PARP1, whose product is annotated as poly(ADP-ribose) polymerase 1. Gene Ontology annotation, cellular component: nucleus. Lineage: Eukaryota; Metazoa; Chordata; Testudines; Cheloniidae. The record is from RefSeq and is a predicted model, not a curated record. Bases 239 to 3274 code for a protein of 1011 amino acids. The transcript is spliced from 23 exons. Gene Ontology annotation, molecular function: DNA binding; NAD binding; NAD+ poly-ADP-ribosyltransferase activity.
ACACCCUCUCUUCCCCCGCCCGCCUCUGGCUACGUCCUUCCUCCCACUGAUACACCGUAGCGAGCCGGAACGCCCCGAGCCCCGCCAGGCAGCCUCAGUCGAUCGCCGAACGGCGGCUCGGGCGGCUGGGCUGAGCCCGGGUGGAUCGCGCGGCACUCGGCUCGCGCGGGGGGCGGUCGGUCGGUCGCUGUCUCUCGGCGCUGCUGUUGCUGCUGCGCUGCCCGCGCCCCCGGCCGCCAUGGCGGAGCCGGCGGACAAGCUGUACCGGGCCGAGUACGCCAAGAGCGGCCGCGCCUCCUGCAAGAAAUGCGGGGAGAGCAUCGCCAAGGACUCGCUGCGCCUGGCCAUCAUGGUGCAGUCACCCAUGUUUGAUGGUAAAGUCCCCCAUUGGCAUCAUUAUACUUGUUUCUGGAAGCGGGCCCGACUCGUGUCCCAUGCAGAUGUUGAUGGCUUCCCUGAGCUCCGAUGGGAAGAUCAGGAGAAAAUCAAAAAAGCAAUUGAAACUGGGGGAGCCGCAGCAGGUAAAGGCAUUGACCAGGAGGGAGGUGGCAAGGCUGAGAAGAGUUUAAAUGACUUCGCUGCAGAAUAUGCCAAGUCUAACAGAAGUACCUGCAAAGGUUGUGCACAGAAAAUAGAAAAGGGGCAGAUCAGAAUUUCCAAGAAGAUGGUGCAUCCCGAAAAGCCCCAACUGGGAAUGAUAGAUAAUUGGUACCAUCCAAACUGCUUUGUGAGCCACCGAGCAGAACUGGGCUUUCUCCCUGCAUUUGGAGCCAGUCAGCUCCAGGGCUUUGGGAUGUUGAAAGCAGAGGAUAAAGAAGAUUUGAAAAAGCAGCUGCCUGCCAUGAAGAGUGAAGGAAAGAGAAAAGGAGAUGAAGUGGACGGAAAUGUGACCUCAAAAAAGAAACAGAAAAAAGAAAAAGACAGAGAAUCCAAGCAGGAGAAGCUGUUAAAGGAGCAGACAGAGUUGAUUUGGAGCAUCAAAGACGAGCUGAGAAAAGUCUGUUCCACUAAUGACCUGAAAGAGCUGCUGAUAGCCAACAAACAGGAAGUGCCUUCUGGGGAAUCUGCUCUCUUGGACCGAGUAGCAGAUGGGAUGGCAUUCGGAGCUCUGCUUCCCUGUGAGGAGUGCAAGGGGCAGUUUGUGUUCAAGAGUGAUGCAUACUACUGCUCAGGGGAUAUCACUGCCUGGACGAAAUGUGUUGCCAAAACACAGACUCCCAACAGGAAGGAAUGGAUAAUCCCAAAGGAGUUCCGGGAAAUCUCCUACCUGAAGAAAUUUAAGUGUAAAAAGCAAGACAGAGCAUUCCCUCCAGAGUCUGUGGCUGUGAAUGCAGUGCUUCCAGCAACAGCUUCUGCUCCUUUGACAGAGAAGGCGUCUGUGCCAGCAGAUAAGCCAUUAUCCAGCAUGAAGAUUUUGACCCUUGGAAAAUUAUCCAGGAACAAGGAAGAAGUGAAGGCUAUAAUUGAGGACCUGGGCGGAAAGGUGACAGGGACAGCAAACAAGGCUACCCUGUGCAUCAGCACACAAAAGGAAAUUGAGAAAAUGACCAAGAAGAUGGAAGAAGUGAAGGAGGCCAAAGUCCGAGUGGUCUCAGAACAGUUUCUGCAGGAUGUGAAAUCCUCCAGCAAGGGCUUCCAGGAGCUCCUGUCGCUGCAUGCGCUCUCGCCUUGGGGUGCAGAGGUGAAGCAGGAGCACACGGAGACGUCCCUGGGAGGAAAGUCCAGCGGGCUCCCAAACAUGAAGAGUGCUGGGAAGGUCAAGGAAGAGCAAGGAACCAGCAAGUCUGAAAAGAAAAUGAAGUUAACAGUUAAAGGAGGAGCAGCAGUGGAUCCUGAUUCAGGUUUGGAGGACUCUGCUCAUGUCUUUGAAAAGAGUGGUAAAAUAUUCAGUGCCACGCUCGGCUUGGUAGAUAUUGUCAGAGGAACCAAUUCCUAUUAUAAACUGCAGCUACUGGAGGAUGACAGAGAGAUCAGGUACUGGGUUUUCAGAUCUUGGGGUCGUGUUGGCACUGUGAUUGGGAGUAACAAACUGGAGCAGAUGCCGUCUAAAGAUGAUGCCAUUGAGCACUUCUUGAAUUUGUAUGAAGAGAAAACGGGCAACUCGUGGCAUUCCAAGAACUUCACUAAAUAUCCAAAAAAAUUCUACCCUCUGGAAAUAGACUAUGGACAGGAUGAAGAAGCUGUGAGGAAACUGACCGUUAGUGCUGGGACCAAGUCAAAGCUUCCUAAGCCAGUCCAGGACCUUAUUAAGAUGAUCUUUGAUGUGGAGAGCAUGAAGAAAGCCAUGGUGGAAUUUGAGAUUGACCUCCAGAAGAUGCCACUGGGAAAGCUGAGCAAGAGGCAAAUCCAGAGUGCAUACUCCAUCCUUAAUGAGGUUCAGCAGGCAGUGUCUGAUGGUGGCAGUGAUUCUCAGAUACUGGAUCUCUCCAAUCGCUUCUAUACCCUGAUACCUCAUGACUUUGGGAUGAAGAAACCACCUCUCUUAAAUAACCUAGAACAUAUCCAGGCCAAAGUGCAGAUGUUAGACAACCUGCUUGAUAUUGAGGUCGCUUACAGCCUUCUCAGAGGUGGAAAUGAAGAUGGGGAUAAAGACCCAAUUGACAUCAACUACGAAAAGCUCAAAACUAACAUUAAGGUUAUUGAUAAAGAUUCAGAAGAAGCCAAGAUCAUAAAGCAGUAUGUGAAGAAUACACAUGCCUCUACCCAUAAUGCAUAUGAUCUGAAAGUUGUGGAUAUCUUCAAGAUUGAACGUGAAGGAGAAAAUCAGCGUUACAAACCGUUCAGGCAGCUUCAUAAUCGCCAGCUGCUCUGGCAUGGCUCCCGCGCUACCAACUUUGCUGGCAUCUUCUCGCAGGGUCUCCGAAUAGCUCCACCUGAAGCUCCUGUGACUGGUUACAUGUUCGGUAAAGGUAUCUAUUUUGCGGACAUGGUGUCCAAGAGUGCCAACUACUGUCACACAUCUCAGACUGAUCCAAUAGGCUUAAUUUUACUGGGAGAGGUUGCCCUUGGAAACAUGCAUGAGCUAAAGAAUGCUUCCCACAUAACUAAGUUGCCCAAGGGAAAACACAGUGUCAAAGGUUUGGGCAAAACUGCACCUGAUCCUUCAGCCACCAUCACUCUAGAUGGUGUAGAUAUUCCUUUAGGGAAUGGGAUUCCAUCUGGAAUUAGUGAUACCUGUCUUCUAUAUAAUGAAUAUAUUGUCUAUGAUGUUGCUCAGGUAAAUCUGAAGUACCUGCUGAAACUGAAGUUCAACUAUAAAACAUCACUCUGGUGAACCCUAUUUAGAAGCCCUGUUAACGAGUUAUUAUGUAGUUACAUUCUAGUGCUGACUUCUGACCUGCUUAAGCAUUGACUUCCCUUAUCAAGGUAUCAAAGAGCUAAGUUGCAGAAGAGGUUACUAAAUCCAGAUUUAGUAAAUCACUUUAGUAAGAGGUUUUUAUAUAAAUAUGUGGCAGCACAUGGAACUGAGUUCUGAUGAGAAUGAAUACCUGGUUUUGUUUUAAGCCACUUCUAAUUUUUUGGGCUAUCAAGUGUGUCUUGGAAUUGAGGGUAGACCAAAAAACAGAAAAGGAAGGGGAUUUUAGCCAAAUGGAGUUGGGGAGGAAAAGGAAUUUAUGGAUGUUUACAAAUAGUUGCGCUAUUUAAAAAAAGGUUGCCCUCUUGUUUAAAAUAUCCUCUUCCUGUUUUGAUUUUGAAUAAAUGUUAAACGUCCAUUUAUUUUGAGGUAAAAAUAAAAGCUAAUUUCAUAUUAACAACUUUUAUUUUUAUGUUGCAAAAUGAUUGAAUUGCUUUAAUUGUUUCAAUGUAUUCUUUUGUAAUGCUUUUAAACACGCCAUGUCUCUCUAAAUAUAAACACUGAACAUUAAAACCUGUGGACGCAUCUCACAAUCCACGUUGGAAUGAAAA